Owenia fusiformis is the source of this 420-nucleotide messenger RNA. The record is from the annotation of a GenBank genome assembly. Lineage: Eukaryota; Metazoa; Annelida; Polychaeta; Sabellida; Oweniidae.
AGGUCCACGAGCACAAGGUGGUAGCUCACAGAAAUUUAAAAGAGAGGAAGAUAUGGCCACUUGAGAAAGACUCUGGUGGACAGGAGAGAAAACUUAAGAAGUUGACUAUGAAUCAGCCAUUCAUCAGGAACAAGGCUAAGAAGUUUAAUCAGAGGAAUGAUCAACUGAAGAAUAGAGUUCCCUGUAGACAGGAGUUACCAUUGAUGGAGGAAGCAAAUAUUGUUCCAGUUAUACGACCAUUGGUAGGAGGUACCAAUGAGCCUUUACCGAAAGAAGAUGUGCUAAGGAGUAAUAUAGAGACUCCAAUGCCAAAAAGAUACCAUUUAAGGAGCAGAAGGGUAGAACCUACUCAGACAAAUGGAAUGUCUGUGAGAAGAAGAGGUGCCCCAAGGAGUGUAAGAGCAGAGCCUACCCGGAGAA